Messenger RNA from Nerophis lumbriciformis (worm pipefish), 2883 nucleotides. Lineage: Eukaryota; Metazoa; Chordata; Actinopteri; Syngnathiformes; Syngnathidae. The record is from RefSeq and is a predicted model, not a curated record.
AUGCGGCAUCGGUACGCGGGAGCUGUCUACCAGCACCAGAUCCCCCAGCAAAAGCAAAAGCGAGCGAGCGGGGAGCCAGACGCGCCUGUUUUCAGCCUGCCGCCCCCGCCCUCUUCUUCCUCUCAGCACCGAGACCGCGCUUCGACUACCGACGCUCACCGCCGGAGCCUCCAGGAGCUCCCGUGCGUGAGCCAGCCGGCCGCCGCCGCCCGGAAAGCGCCGCACGGCGGGGACUCGCCGGCCCCUCCGGCGGGCUCCGGCGACACCGGGGAGCAGGAUCCCUGGGCCCCGGCCCCGGCUUUUCCGGGCUGCCACUGCAGCUUUUCCAGCACCGCGCAGGAGGCGAACCAUUCACAAAACCAGCACCAUCGCGUCGCACCACCGCAGCCCUCCCCACCUUUCCCCCCGCCUAUACCGCCACCACCGACCGCCUCCUCCUUCUCGCACUCCUCCUCCUCCUCACUGCUGUUUUCUCGGGAAUCCAAACGAGGGGAUCGUCUGGGAAGGAGUGCCAAUAAUUACCAACAGGCGAGCAUCGUGGAACGCUGCAGGGGAGGAGGAGGAGCGGGAGGGCAACGAGACCACAGGCAGUUGCAGCAGCAGCAACAGCAACACUGUCAUCCAAGACUCCCACCGAGGGACUCCUCCCCGGAAGGAAUCCGUGCAAACUCCCAGAAAAGGUGCACUGACAGACGGGCGUUCGAGCCUCAGACGCAGGAGCAACAGAUCCCGCAAUUAAGAGCGCGACAGCAGCUACUGGUGGGGAGCAGUUUGCCCAUCAACCACUGCGCCAGCGGCUCUGGUGAGCUAUGUAGGACUCACCAGGCUCCACUGCUGCAUCAACAGCAACAGCAGCAACAACCGCCGCCGCCGCCGCACAGCAACAGCCCACCGCGGCAGCACUGUGAAGCCCGAGACCGCAAUAAGUGCGCAAGGACCCCCGCGCCGGGCGACUCGCACGGCGCAACGCCCCCGGCAGACGCGGCCAAGUCGAGCGCGACUGGCGGCAGCGGCCACAGCAACAGCAGCGGCAGGAGCAGAGAGAGCCCCAACUACGGCUCCAGCUAUCACCUGUGGCCCGAGAGCCCGCAUAAAGGAGAGGAGAGGAUACGCAUCGAGCUUCACAAGGCCACUACUGAAAAGAAGAAGCUGAGCCAUGCUGGAUCCAAGCCCUCCCUCUCCGAGAGCAGCGGCCGACUCCCUCAGAUAGCCAUGAACACCUGCAAGUACAAUGGCGGCGUGGUGAGACCACUCGUGGGCAGUCUGGCGUCCUCGUCGCGCCGCAACCUAGCGGAGCUCGACUCGGAAACGCAGCCCCUGCAGACGCUGCACAGCUCUGGCUUGGAGGUGGUGGUGUCCAAGGGUAAUGGCGGAGAAGACCCCAGUAAGGCGUCCAAUGAGAGCCUCGUCAGGGAGGGCAGCGGGCGUGGCGGAAGCAGGGCACCUCAGAAGAAAAACAGGGACAUUGGCUACAAGCUUGGCCACCGGCGAGCGCUGUUUGAGAAGCGCAAGCGGCUUAGUGACUACGCACUCAUCUUUGGAAUGUUUGGGAUUGUUGUCAUGGUGACGGAGACUGAAUUAUCAUGGGGGGUUUACAAUAAGGACUCUUCAUACUCGUUUGCACUGAAAUGCCUUAUCAGCCUUUCCACUGUUAUACUGCUUGGUCUUAUAAUAAUGUACCACGCACGGGAAAUCCAGCUGUUUAUGGUGGACAACGGUGCAGAUGACUGGAGGAUAGCCAUGACCUAUGAGCGGAUCUUCUUCAUCGUGCUGGAGUUGCUGGUGUGUGCCAUCCAUCCCAUCCCCGGCCGCUACAUCUUCACGUGGAAGGCCCGGCUGGCUUUUACGUACACGCCGUCCGUGGCGUACGCCGACGUGGACAUCAUCCUCUCCAUCCCCAUGUUCCUGAGACUCUACCUGAUCGGCAGGGUCAUGCUACUUCACAGCAAGCUGUUUACGGACGCUUCGUCUCGCAGCAUCGGCGCCCUCAACAAAAUCAACUUCAACACACGCUUCGUCAUGAAAACUCUCAUGACCAUCUGCCCGGGAACUGUUCUGCUUGUGUUCAGUAUAUCGUCCUGGAUCAUUGCCGCAUGGACUGUGCGCGUCUGCGAGAGGUAUCAUGACAAACAGCAAGUGACCAGUAACUUUCUGGGAGCCAUGUGGCUCAUCUCAAUUACCUUCCUCUCCAUCGGCUACGGGGACAUGGUACCGCACACGUACUGUGGGAAAGGCGUGUGUCUGCUUACAGGGAUUAUGGGAGCUGGUUGCACUGCACUUGUGGUUGCAGUGGUGGCCAGGAAGCUGGAGCUGACCAAGGCAGAGAAGCAUGUCCACAACUUCAUGAUGGAUACACAACUCUGCAAACGAGUAAAGAACACAGCUGCCAAUGUACUCAGGGAAACAUGGCUCAUCUACAAACACACCAAGUUGGUCAAAAAGAUUGAUCACGCCAAGGUGCGGAAACACCAACGCAAGUUUCUCCAAGCCAUUCACCAAGCUCAGAAACUGCGCAGUGUGAAGAUGGAGCAGAGGAAGCUCAAUGAUCAAGCCAACACCUUGGUGGACCUGGCGAAGACCCAGAAUGUGAUGUACGACCUGGUGUCAGAACUCCAGGAACGCAGCGAGGAGCUGGACAAGCGAAUCGGCACAUUAGAGGACAAGCUGGACUCGGUGACGGGCAGCCUGCAGGCGUUGCCGUGCCUCAUCUCCCAAGCCAUAACCCAGCAGCAGCAGGACUUCCUGGACGGCUUCGUUCACCGCUUCCGCCCCGCGUCACUAGCCUCGGAGCGCUCGGAGCGUUCCGAGCGCUCCUGGACGUCCACCGCCCGCAGGCGGCGCUCGCCGUCCACCGCACCGCACACCUCCUCCGAUAGCGGAUAA